Messenger RNA from Topomyia yanbarensis, 2982 nucleotides. RefSeq lists its product as uncharacterized. Gene Ontology annotation, biological process: DNA integration. The coding region runs from base 1 to 2982 and encodes 993 amino acids. The record is from RefSeq and is a predicted model, not a curated record. Gene Ontology annotation, molecular function: nucleic acid binding. NCBI's taxonomy places the organism in Eukaryota, Metazoa, Arthropoda, Insecta, Diptera, Culicidae. The transcript has a single exon.
AUGUAUCACCAGUUGCGUAAACGGAAAGAGGAUACAUCUGCUCAAAGAUUCCUUUUCCGGAAUGAUCCUGCGGCUGAACCGGACGUCUACAUUAUGGACGUCGCCACGUUCGGGGCGACUUGCUCCCCGUGUGCUGCGCAAUUUGUUAAAAAUAAGAAUGCGGCUGAGUUUGCGGAGCAGUUCCCUGAGGCAGCGAAAGCAAUUGUGGAGAAUCAUUACGUCGAUGAUUAUUUCGACAGUGCAUCGACGAUUGACGACGCUAUACGGCGUGCAAAAGAGGUCAGAUUUAUUCAUUCAAAAGCUGGUUUUGAGAUCCGCAAUUGGAUGUCUAGCUCCAUUGAAGUUAUCAGCGCGUUAGGUGAAACGACGAUUGACCAACAUGUACACUUCAACCAAAAUAAAACGACGGGUUACGAACGGGUUCUGGGCAUCGUAUGGAACACUGGCACCGACGCAUUUACAUUCUCGGGCAGAAUGAGGGAUGAUUUGUUACGAUAUCUGAACGGUGAACAACGGCCGACGAAAGGAAUGGUAGCAAGCUGUGUGAUGAGCCUGUUUGAUCCCCAAGGUUUCUUAAUCCCAUUUACAAUCUUUGGCCGAAUUUUGCUACAGGACUUGUGGCGUACUGGCUGUGAGUGGGAUGACGAAACAAAUGAUGAUGCGGUGGAAAAAUGGAGAUGCUGGGUCAGUAGGUUGCAAGAAGUUGAGGAAAUACGGAUCCCACGAUAUUACUUUCAAGGUGGACUCAAUUUGGACUAUACGACUCUACAGCUGCAUGUUUUUGUAGAUGCAAGCCAAAAUGCAUACGGAGCCGUCGCUUAUUUCCGGAUUAUGUCUACAUCUGGACCCAUCUGCUCUUUAGUAAUGGCCAAGUCAAAGGUCGCACCAUUGAAAUUGUUAUCGAUACCUCGAUUGAAGCUGAUGGCAGCACUGUUAGGAGCAAGACUAAUGAACUUCGUACACGAGAACCACACUUUGGAAAUAUUGGAGCGGUUCAUUUGGUCGGAUUCACAGGUUGUACAUUCUUGGAUACAAUCCGACCAACGCAAAUACAAACAAUUUGUCGCCUUUCGGGUUGGAGAGAUUCAUAGUCUCACUAAGCUUUGCGAGUGGCGCCAUGUGCCCUCGAAAUUAAACGUAGCAGACAUGGUUACGAAGUGGGACAGAAACCAUAGCUGGCGAUCGGAUGGGCCAUGGGUUCGUGCACCUGACUAUCUCUACCAACUAAAAGAGGCUUGGCCAAACCAUAAGAAAGUAGAACCCGAAACAAUAGAGGAGAUGCGUGCUGCUGUUCUUUUCCACGGAAUCUUCGUUCCAGAGUCUAUGAUAGAUCCACGUCGAUUCUCUCGCUGGACGGUGAUGGUGAGAGCAGUCGCUUAUCUGUUUCGAUUCAUCUCCAAUUGUCGUAGAAGAUUGAAAGGUCAGGCCAUCGAAGCGCUUCCCCUCUCAAAUAGGACAAAAGGACUGGUAAAAAGGCUUGUACCAGCUAUCCCUGCCUCGCUGAGAAGAGAAGAAUAUCAAAAGUCAGAAACGCAUUUGUGGCGUACUGUACAGGCAGAUUGUUUCCCAGACGAGGUUAGAAUACUACUAAAAAAUCAGGAACGUCCGCAAGAAGAGUGGGUACCACUUGACAAAAACAGUCAACUCUAUAAGCUAUCCCCGUUCCUAGACGAACAAAAGGUAUUGCGAAUGGAAGGUAGAGCAGAGCGCGCCACUAUGGUUCCUUUCGAAAUUCGAUUCCCUAUCAUCCUGCCAAAGGAUCAUCCAGUGACGAGUAAACUUCUAGCUUUCUAUCAUCAGAAGUUGGGUCAUGCAUACAUGGAAACAGCGGUAAACGAACUUAGGCAACGAUUCGUCAUUCCUUGUUUGCGCGCUGCUUUAAAGCGAGUGAUGAGGGCUUGUGUAAGGUGUAAAGUGGCUAAAAGUCAACCAGCUAUACCCAGAAUGGCACCCCUUCCGGUCCAACGUGUAACUCCUCACCGUCGACCAUUCAGUUACACGGGCGUUGAUUAUUUCGGACCAGUGACAGUAACAGUAGGUCGUCGCAAUGAAAAACGCUGGGUUUCUCUCUUUACGUGUUUAACAACGCGUGCCGUUCACCUCGAAGUGGUGCAUAGUUUGAAAACUCAAUCCUGUAUAAUGGCUAUCAGGAGAUUUGCGUGCCGUAGAGGGAUGCCGAUCGAAUUCUUUAGCGAUAACGGUACAAACUUUCAUGGCGCGAGUAAAGAAGUAGAACGAGUGAAUGCAGAUUGUGAAGAAACGUUUACCGAUGGUCGAACAAGAUGGAAUUUUAACCCACCCUCAGCACCACAUAUGGGCGGGGUGUGGGAAAGACCUGUAAGGUCAGUAAAAGAAGCAUUGAAGGCAUUCGACGAUGGAAAGAAGCUAACCGACGAAGUGUUGCUGACUAGCUUUGCCGAAGCGGAGGAUCUCAUCAAUACGCGUCCGCUGACUUAUUUGUCCCUGGAAUCAGGAUCGAUGGAGGCACUUACACCCAACCACUUUUUGCGAGUGGUAACGGCCUAUGAUGGAGGACAAACUACGGGACCAACCAGCGAAGCUGCAUCACUCCGGGACAACUAUAAGCGGUCACAACUAUUAGCAGAUAGCUUCUGGAAGAGGUGGAUUGCGGAAUAUAUUCCUACACUCAAUCAAAGAUCGAAAUGGUAUACAGAAGCAGAACCAGUCGAAUGCGGUGACUUGGUAUAUAUAGCAGAAGGAGCGAAUCGGAAGUGCUGGGUUCGCGGUUUAGUUAUGGAGGUAUUCAAAGGAUCUGAUGGACGGAUCCGACAGGCAAUGGUAAAAACCAGUAAUGGAGUACUAAAAAGACCGAUUAGCAAACUAGCGGUGCUGGAGGUUCAGGAACGUAAAUCUGGCGCUAAGGAGGAGCUACCCAGAGUUACGGGGCGGGGCUAUGUAAGCACCGUUGGGCACACGUCGAUCGACCCUAUUGCUAAUAAUGCAGUACUAGACAGGCAUUGA